GAGACCUAAACAAAAAUUGAUGUUUAAGAAAGCAGAGAAAAGCUGAUCAUGACGAAAUCAAGAAAAGGUAAAGCACAUGUAGUUUCAGUGCUGUCAUGUCCUUUUGAGUAAGAGAAGAGUAGGAGGCAUGAGGCAUAUCUCUCUAUACAUGAGCCAAAACUCCCUUGUACAAGCUCAAAAGUUUUAAUAUAAUGGUUUUCGAAACAAAAAAGAUUGUCAGCAUUUUAUUUUAAAUUAGGCUGUAGUAGGGCGUGUAAGAGAUACUGAGGUAAACAGUAAUGUUAUUGACCAUUUAUUAAUAUUUUAAAUUACUUUUACAAAAUAUGUUUGUCUUAGCAUCAAUAUGCUAUUGCUAGGGUGAAAACUUACAAUAUCAUUUUAAUGUUAUGUUGUUUGAGUGUUUUUUACUUCAGCAUUAGUUGGUAAAUUAUGAAUUAUAUCUCAUUGUGUAUAUUAUUUCUUUUCCAUCUUCAUUUUUUAUAUAGUUCAAUUAUAACCUAUGUACUAUCUAAUGGAGUAUAUAACUUACUUAUGUUUGUUAUUCAUAUUUAAUAAUUCUAAUUUAAUACUAAUUAUAGAAUUUUAAUUUAUAUAUAACCUUAUACAUAACAUUAUCAUUUAUGUAUUUAUAUAUUUUCCUUAAAAUAUCCACCAUACGAAUUUAUAUAUACAUUAAGAUGCUAUAAAGUAACCAACCAUUUAGCUCACACUUAACAUAUCGUAGAACACUAAUCAGCUUUUCACAACUGUCAAAAGGAAAAAAAGUGAAAAGAUCCAGUGGGACUCGUGGGACAUCAAACAGUAGUAUCCUUUUUAUAUUUGGUCGUAAUAACUAUACUCCAUUAUUUACCCAUUCUACGAUAUUAAUUAUUUUAUAGAGAUCAUCAAACACGAUUUGAAAACUGACAUCACGUCGCUAUCUAUCCAACACGCAUGGAUAUAUACAAAACCGAACCGGUGUUGCGAAGCCCAACACACUUUUAAUUACUUCUGUUUUGCCCUUUUCCUCCUCUCUCACAAAACAAAAAAAAGUUUUCAGAAGAACUGAAGGGGCGAGAAGAACCCAGAUUCACACGAUCAUUCCUGAGUGAAAGCAAAGACUAAUAAGAGUUUAGAGAAGGUGUGUUUGUAUGGGCUGCGCUCCGUCGAAGAAGAAGACCAAUGCAUUACGACCGCCAGGAUAUGAGGAUCCUGACCUUCUUGCCUCCGUUACACCAUUUACGGUAGAGGAAGUGGAAGCGCUGUAUGAACUGUUCAAGAAGCUAAGCAGCUCGAUUAUCGAUGAUGGUCUUAUCCAUAAGGAAGAGUUUCAGCUGGCGUUAUUCAGAAAUAGGAACCGGAAGAACCUUUUCGCUGAUCGGAUAUUUGAUGUAUUUGAUGUGAAGCGAAAUGGAGUGAUCGAGUUUGGGGAGUUUGUCAGGUCUUUAGGCGUCUUCCAUCCAAAUGCACCUGUCCAUGAGAAAAUAAAAUUUGCUUUCAAAUUGUAUGAUUUGCGGCAAACUGGAUUCAUCGAGCGAGAAGAAGUGAGUCUAUUUACAUUAAAAGAGAUGGUAAUCGCGCUUCUUCACGAAUCUGAACUCGUUCUUUCUGAAGAUUUAAUCGAAGUAAUGGUGGAUAAGGCGUUUAUUGAAGCAGAUCGUAAGAACGACGGGAAGAUUGAUUUAGAUGAAUGGAAAGAUUUUGUGUCCAAGAAUCCGUCGCUCAUCAAGAACAUGACGUUACCGUAUUUAAAGGACAUACACGGGACGUUUCCAAGUUUCAUUUCAUCUUGUGAAGACGAAGAGUUGGAGUUGCAAAACCUAUAUUUCUGAGUAAUCCAUGCAGAUUGCAGAUGAAGAAAUUAUAAGAUCCCCAACCUUUUGCCUUCUUCUCUGGUUUUCUUGUCUAAAUAUUUUUGUAUAGAAAUAGUAAAUCGGACGACAGAGAUGUAAGUUACGAUUUGAAAAAUGGCUGCAAUAAAUCAUCUUGAGAAAGGAUCUUGGACUUGUCUUUUGUUGUUGUAUGUAUUUGCAUACUUAGUUAGCUAGCUUCAAUACUUCAUUUUUUUGUGGAGUGAA
This is a messenger RNA of Brassica rapa (field mustard), 2057 nucleotides long. Its product is annotated as calcineurin B-like protein 4. Lineage: Eukaryota; Viridiplantae; Streptophyta; Magnoliopsida; Brassicales; Brassicaceae. The record is from RefSeq and is a predicted model, not a curated record. Gene Ontology annotation, biological process: calcium-mediated signaling. Gene Ontology annotation, molecular function: kinase binding; calcium ion binding.